This is a messenger RNA of Sphaeroforma arctica JP610, 251 nucleotides long. Lineage: Eukaryota; Ichthyosporea; Ichthyophonida. The record is from the annotation of a RefSeq genome assembly.
AUCAGCAUACAACACUUCUGGGGCAUUUUGUGUACCAAAGACUCACAGUUGCAUGGUUUUGACGCUGCUUCUGAUCGUAACAGGUAUUGUGUGUGAGAACAUGUGUCCAGCCUUGGCUGUGGAAAAAGCCGCCGGAACUGUUUCCGGUAUUUGCGAACAGAAUUACGGGAUCGCGCCCCCUGUGGUUAUUGAUGGCGACACCUCCGCCACCAUUCCGUACAUCCCUGCGCAUCUGGACUACAUGCUCAUAG